Molecule: messenger RNA, 780 nt
Organism: Cyprinodon variegatus (sheepshead minnow)
Lineage: Eukaryota; Metazoa; Chordata; Actinopteri; Cyprinodontiformes; Cyprinodontidae
Product: putative N-acetylglucosamine-6-phosphate deacetylase
Exons: 3
Coding region: 205-780 (191 amino acids)
Biological process (GO): N-acetylglucosamine catabolic process
Molecular function (GO): N-acetylglucosamine-6-phosphate deacetylase activity
Source: RefSeq, a predicted model, not a curated record
CCCGAAGCGGUCGCCUGGUAUUACGGUAGCGAGGCCUCGGACAUCAUCAAUUUUGGCCCCUCCUCUAAAUGAAUCACGCCUCGACACACGCUUUGGGGAAACGCCACCUCCAUUACUCGACACACGCCUCGAAGCCUCGGCUCAUCUCGCAAAAUCACUUGUAGAACCGGAUCGGGUUCUGAUCAGAUCAGAACUCCAUCGACAAUGAACCAGAAUCCAACCCAGAUCCAGUUCCUGUCAGGAUCCAGCCGGUUUCAGGACGUAGAGUCCAGGCAGCUGCUGCAGCUUCUCAGACCGUCUAGAGGAGCUGGAUCAGAACCAGAACCUGAAGCCGAUCUUUGUCUGAGCAGAGAGGACCUGUGGGUGCGUGAAGGGAAGAUACUAGAUCCAGAGAAGUUGUUCUUCGAUGAACAGGGCUACGCCGACCAGCUGGUGGACUGCGAGGACAGCAUCAUCGCACCGGGAUUCAUUGACGUCCAGAUCAACGGUGAGGAAUGUGUCGUCGUUUCUCUCUCAGGGUUGGUGUUGGUGACGGACGCCAUCACAGCCAUGGGUCUUCCUCCAGGCCGCCACACUCUGGGCCAGCAGGUCAUCGAGAUCCAGGGUCUCCAUGCCUACGUAGCAGGUCUGCUUCUCCCUUUGCUCAAUGUCUCUGCGGCAGUGAGGGCGUUUUCACCAUGUGGGUCGGUGGACCAGCUGAAUCUGGUUCUGCUGGAUGAUGCGCUGAAUGUCAGAGCCACGUUCAUCUCAGGAGAGGAGGUCUGGAAAAGAGACGCAUAG